GUCAGUGCUAACUGUUGCUUGUGAACAAACAGAAGUCCUGCUGUUCGAUCCCAUCUCUUCAAAGCACAUCAAAACCCUUUCCACUGCUCAUGAGGAUUGUGUAAAUAAUAUCAGGUUUCUUGAUAACAGAUUGUUUGCAACAUGCUCUGAUGAUACCACCGUAGCACUAUGGGAUCUGAGGAAGCUAGAUUCAAAAGUGUGCACUUUACAUGGUCACACCAGCUGGGUGAAGAAUAUUGAAUAUGAUACUAACACAAGAUUGCUAGUAACAUCAGGAUUUGAUGGAAAUGUCAUCAUUUGGGAUACCAACAGGUGCACAGAAGACGGUUGUCCUCACAAGAAGUUCUUUCACACCCGCUUUCUCAUGCGCAUGAGAUUGACUCCAGACUGCUCCAAAAUGCUGAUCUCCACUUCUUCUGGGUAUCUUCUGAUCUUGCAUGAUCUCGACUUGACCAAAUCUUUAGAAGUUGUCAGUUAUCCCAUUCUGAGAGCCAGGAGAACCACAUCAAAUUCUGAUCUGGCAUCUGUCACUUCAUCUGGUCCUAGAAGUGCUGGGUCACCAGGACAUCAAGGAGAUUCAAGCCCACAUACUGAAAAACAUACGGUCCGAGUAACUCAGCGAGAAGGUGGAUCUCCACGUAAUAGUCUUGAGGUUUUAACCCCAGAGGUUCCCGGGGAGAGGGAUCGGGGAAACUGCAUUACAUCCCUGCAGCUCCAUCCCAAAGGAUGGGCUACCCUUCUUCGAUGUUCAAGUAACACUGAUGAUCAGGAGUGGACCUGUGUUUAUGAAUUCCAAGAAGGAGCACCAGUGCGGCCAGUUUCCCCUCGCUGUUCCCUCAGAUUGACUCAUUGCAUCGAAGAGGCCAAUGUUGGCCAGGGCUACAUUAAAGAACUCUGUUUCAGCCCAGAUGGUCGAAUGAUCUCCUCCCCACAUGGCUAUGGAAUCCGUUUGUUGGGGUUUGACACCCAGUGCAGCGAACUGAUUGACUGCUUGCCCAAAGAAGCCGCCCCCUUGCAGGAGAUCCGUUCACUCUACUCGCACGGCGACGUGGUUCUGACUACCAAGUUCUCCCCCACGCACUGUCAGAUUGCCUCUGGGUGCCUUAGUGGUCGUGUAUCUUUAUAUCAGCCAAAGUUCUAGGCUCCCCCUGGCCUUCAAAGGAACAUCUCUGUGUGUGUGUUUUUAAUUACUUCAGUUUAGUUGGAGUGUUUGCUUUUUUAAACAAGUCUUGUAAAUUUGGACAAGUACAGAGUUAAUAUUGGACUUAAAGCUGAUUCCAAGUCCAGUCCUUUAUGUGCUGUGACUGAAUUUGCACAUUAGACUUUUGUGUAUCUUUUUGCUCCUGAUAAUUCCAUCUCUAUUUAGAAGUAGCUUGGUAGCACCUGUAAACCUUGUUUUCUGUGUGUCUCUUCAUGCAAGAUUUUGGGUGGGCUUGAAAGGAGGGGAAACAACCAGCUAAAACGUGUCUGCUGCUUUGUAUCAAAGGAGUGGAGAUCAGCCCACUUGGAUUCUUUGAUUUCUGGAUUUUGCUGUAUAUUUUCUCCUAAGUAAUAGAGCACUUUCUUGCACAUUGGACUAAUUAUAGCCAGCAUUUACAUUAUUUUUUCGUGAACAACUAAAUAGACUGUUAUCAUUACUUUGUUGUAUUUUUCUGCUGUGGUUCAAUUUGUAGGCUGGUACUCUUUAAGAACUGUGCAGUGUUAUAUUAUCGCUCUGUGCUCCCACACACA
Messenger RNA from Protobothrops mucrosquamatus (brown spotted pit viper), 1731 nucleotides. It is a transcript of the gene DCAF10, whose product is annotated as DDB1 and CUL4 associated factor 10. The annotation marks the transcript as partial. Gene Ontology annotation, molecular function: protein binding. Gene Ontology annotation, cellular component: Cul4-RING E3 ubiquitin ligase complex. The record is from RefSeq and is a predicted model, not a curated record. The transcript is spliced from 6 exons. Lineage: Eukaryota; Metazoa; Chordata; Lepidosauria; Squamata; Viperidae.